Messenger RNA from Nakaseomyces glabratus, 822 nucleotides. RefSeq names its product Atp10p (gene ATP10). Gene Ontology annotation, cellular component: mitochondrial inner membrane. NCBI's taxonomy places the organism in Eukaryota, Fungi, Ascomycota, Saccharomycetes, Saccharomycetales, Saccharomycetaceae. Gene Ontology annotation, biological process: mitochondrial proton-transporting ATP synthase complex assembly. The record is from RefSeq and is a predicted model, not a curated record.
AUGAGAGUCGUUUUCCAGCAAUGUACUAAGUUCAGUACAUCAUGCAAUCGGGCAUUUCUUGCUAGAUUUCUAAAACCUGUAAUGAACGCAAGUCCGAAAGAGCAUGUAGUAAAGCAAUUGCUGAAGCCCGUAGGUUUGAAUGUACCACCUAGACCCAAUAUCAAGUACUCUGAGGGUAAUUCAUGGUUAGACCUGUUUGAUGGAGCCAAAACAGAAGAAAGAAUAAAAGAACUGGAGAUAGAGUUUGCGAAAUCGGGCAUGUAUGAAAUGGCAACUUUCCGCAAGACCAACGGUAAAUUGUUUCUAUCUCCUGAAUCAUACUGGAAAGCAGACAAAGCCUUGUAUUUCCCACACCUCUCUGGUCGUACUCUAAGCAGUGAAGAUCAUGGCAACGUUGAGGAUGUGUUGCGAGGUAAGACCAGCGUGAUCCGUGUGUUUUCCACUCAGGUUGGCGAUAAAAUAAGUCGGGAGUAUAUCAAAAAUACAGAACUCGGCAUUGACAAUUAUGAGAACCAAAGUUGCCAAGUGAUCGAUAUAAACUUCCUCGAGAACAAACUGAAAUCAUGGCUGUUUAAGUUGUCCCUUAACAAUUUGAAGUCAACUGUUCCAGUGCAGCGCCAUGACAAUUACUGGCUCUGCCACAGAGAACAGAUACCGUUCCUCAUGCGUGAAAGGCUGCUGAUCAACAAUGUAUACUCUGGAUACAUCUUUGUCGUUGACCCCAAUCUUAAGAUCAGGUUCAUGGCCUGUGGACCCGCAUCAGCUGACGAAUUCAACAAACUAUGGAAGGUUGUAGGUCAGUUAUCCAAAGAGAAAAAGUAA